AACCAGUUCUUCAGCCUGUAUGGAGGAAGGUCGAAGUCAGUUCUCUGAAGAUGCAGGGUCACUAAGAGAUCACAAAUUCACAGGUCAUUCAUGGCCUACGGGGAAGAUCCAAGUGUUGGGAGACGUCUUCCAGUUUACCGUUGAUGUGAGUGAAUUUUCUCCAGAGGAUGUUAUCGUCACGUCCUCCAACAACCUGAUAGAGGUCCGUGCAGAAAAGCUGGGGAAGGAUGGCAUGGUCACCAACACAUUUUCCCACCGGUGCAAACUGCCAUCAGACGUGGAUCCCACAUCAGUGGGCAUGUCGUUGGAGAGCAGCGGCGUCCUGACCGUCAGAGCUCACCGGGUGUUUUAGAGCCUAACAUGUCUGUGUCACAUAAGGUCUUGAACCCUUGAAACGAUGGCGUUUAGCGACCUCUUGCGGUGCACGAUAGAAUGCAACAUUCAAGGACUGUGGGAAACAUGAGCAGUGCCGGUCCAAUACUCCAAAAAAACUGUGUAAUCAUCUGUAGCAGGCCACUGCUGUUACUGUGAUUUGUCAUUUCAGGACAAACAGCAACAAACAGGAAAAACACAAGCUUGUAAAUAUUUGUUUUAUUAAAGGCCACUUUUUAACCUCA
Molecule: messenger RNA, 617 nt
Organism: Stegastes partitus (bicolor damselfish)
Lineage: Eukaryota; Metazoa; Chordata; Actinopteri; Pomacentridae
Product: heat shock protein beta-7-like
Exons: 4
Coding region: 20-352 (110 amino acids)
Cellular component (GO): cytoplasm; nucleus
Source: RefSeq, a predicted model, not a curated record